AUGACAGACGAGAACAAACUGGACUUUGCGUGGUUGCCACAGGACACCACAGCGCUAGCUGAUGGAGAGUACGAUGUGAUUGUGCUAGGAACAGGUCUAAAGGAGUGUAUUCUGAGUGGACUGCUCGCUGUAAACGGCAAGAAGGUGCUAGUUGUCGAUCGCAAUUCGUACUACGGCGGUGAGUGCGCAUCGCCGAAUCUGACGAACCUUUACAAGAAGUUUAAGCCUGACCAAGAACCACGCACUGAUUUGGGUGCGGACCGUGACUACAAUGUGGAUCUGGUGCCCAAGUUCAUCAUGGCAUGUGGCAAAUUGGUCAAGAUGCUGCUACAUACCAAAGUAACGCGGUAUUUGGAGUUUAAGAAUGUGGACGGCAGUUAUGUGGUAAAGGGUGGACGCAGCUACAAAGUCCCUGCUACUGGAGAGGAAGCCUUGCGCUCAUCGCUCAUGGGGAUGUUUGAGAAGCGCAAGUUCCGUAAGCUCAUUAUGUACAUCUACAACUACGAGGAAGACAACCCCAAGACAUACGAGGGCAUGGACCUGUUUAAACAGCCUAUGAGUGAUCUCUUUGAAAAGUACGGAGUCGAUGCUAACACGCAGAGCUUCAUGGGCCACGCCAUGGCUCUCAUGCGUGACGAGUCGUAUCACAAGCGUCCGGCUAUCGAGACGGUGCGUGCUAUUAAACUUUACGCUUACUCGUUGGAACGCUAUGGUAAGUCUCCGUAUAUCUAUCCGCUAUACGGUCUGGGUGGGCUGCCCGAGAGUUUCUCGCGUCUCUGUGCUAUCAACGGUGGCACGUUCAUGCUGAACCGGUCGGUGGAUGAGAUCCUCACGGACAAAGACGGCAAGGCGUGGGGCAUCAAGUGUGACAAUGAAGUGGCCAAGGCCAAGCUGGUGAUUGGUGACCCGUCCUACUUUCCUGCUCAAAAGGUGCGCAAGACCGGCGUGGCUGUCCGCUCGAUCUUCGUUCUGAACCACCCCGUGCCCAACUCGAACAACGCCGAGUCGCUGCAGAUCAUUAUCCCCGCUGCUCAGGCUGACCGCAACAAUGACAUCUAUGUCGCUGUUGUGUCAUCUGCUCACUGCGUUGCGCCGCAAGGGAUCUACAUUGCCAUUGUGAGUACGCUCGCGGAGACAUCGGUGCCGUUGCAGGAGCUGGAGCCUGGUGUGAAGCUGCUGGGCCCGUAUCUGGAGCGCUUUGACGCCAUCACGGACAUGUUCGAGCCCGUGACGGAUGGCAAGGAGGACAACUGCUUCAUCAGUGCCUCGUAUGACCCGACGAGCCACUUUGAGACAACGUCUGAAGAUGUGCUGGACCUGUACAAGCGCAUUACAGGCGAGGAUCUCGACAUGAACAUUAACGCCGAUUCAACUGAAGUGGAGCAGUAA
Peronospora farinosa is the source of this 1389-nucleotide messenger RNA. Lineage: Eukaryota; Oomycota; Peronosporomycetes; Peronosporales; Peronosporaceae. The record is from the annotation of a GenBank genome assembly.